This is a messenger RNA of Penicillium diatomitis, 2877 nucleotides long. RefSeq lists its product as uncharacterized. NCBI's taxonomy places the organism in Eukaryota, Fungi, Ascomycota, Eurotiomycetes, Eurotiales, Aspergillaceae. The coding region runs from base 1 to 2877 and encodes 958 amino acids. Gene Ontology annotation, biological process: protein export from nucleus; protein import into nucleus. Gene Ontology annotation, cellular component: nuclear envelope; cytosol. Gene Ontology annotation, molecular function: small GTPase binding; nuclear export signal receptor activity. The record is from RefSeq and is a predicted model, not a curated record. The transcript has 8 exons.
AUGGCGGAGGCGCUUGGAGCUCUGUUGGAAGCAAGCUUGGAUCCACGGCGAAACAAAGAAGCCGAGGCCGCUCUUCGACAGGAAGAACAGAAACCAGGAUUUUCGUUGCAGCUCCUUCAAAUCUCGGCAUCCGAAUCCUAUCCUAGCAACAUUCGUCUUGCCAGCGCUCUCUGCUUCAAGAACUUCGUCAAGCGUAACUGGACCAAUGAGGAUGGAAACUGGAAAUUACCUCAGAAUGAAGUGGAAACAAUUAAGCGCGAGCUGAUCACCUUGAUGAUCUCUGUUCCGCCAUCGAUCCAGACUCAAUUGGGCGAAGCCGUAAGCGUCAUCGCGGACAGUGAUUUCUGGGAGCGAUGGGAUACUCUCGUUGAUGACCUUGUCUCAAAACUUUCCCCGUCGAACCCUACCAUGAACAUUGGCGUCUUGCAAGUCGCGCACUCAAUCUUCAAGCGCUGGCGACCUCUGUUCCAGUCUAAUGAGCUCUACAUCGAGAUCAACCAUGUUCUGGAAAAGUUUGGUACACCAUUCUUGUCAUUGUUCGAGGGUCUCGAUGCUUAUCUCGAACAAAACAAAACGAAUAAGGAAAAUCUCACCCGGGGCUACACGCAGCUCAACUUGAUGAUCAAGCUGUUUUAUGACCUUUCCUGCCACGAUCUUCCUCCCAUGUUUGAAGACAACAUUACCGGGAUAGCCCAGAUUCUUCUCAAGUACCUCACGUACGACAACGAACUUCUACACACCGAUGACGAAACUGAGGCUGGUCCACUGGAAUAUGUUCGGGCUGGUAUCUUUGAGGCUCUGACUUUGUACGUUCAGAAGUAUCUCGAUGCCUUUGGGCCCCAUGUUGGACAAUUCAUCCAGAGCUCUUGGGGCUUCUUGACAACCAUUGGCCAAGAAACCAAGUAUGACAUUCUCGUCAGCCGGGCGCUCCAUUUCUUGACUUCAGUUGCUAGUAUGCCUGAGCACGCGGCGUCUUUCCAGGCCGAAGAGACUCUUGGGCAGAUCAUCGAAAAGGUCAUAUUGCCCAAUGUUAGCCUGCGCGAUUCAGAUGAGGAGCUCUUCGAAGAUGAACCCAUUGAAUUCAUUCGUCGCGAUCUCGAAGGCUCCGACAGUGAGACCAGGCGACGCGCCGCCACGGACUUCCUUCGACGACUAGCUGAGAAGUUUGAGGCAUCCGUGACGAAAGUGACGUUGAAAUACAUUGAGCACUAUCUUGCCGAAUACGCAAAGAGUCCCUCUUCGAAUUGGAAAUCCAAGGAUACAGCGACAUAUCUCUUCUCUGCGAUCGCCGCCAAGGGUGUUGCGACUUCAACACAUGGUGUCACAGCUACGAAUAGUCUCGUCAGUAUCACUGACUUCUUCCAGCAGCAUCUGGCCGCGGAUCUUAUUGCCGAUGACGGUAUUCACCCUAUUCUUAAGGUGGAUGCUAUCAAGUACCUCUACAAUUUCCGCAGCAUCAUCACCAAGGAGCAGUGGCAACAGGUGCUUCCAAUCCUGGUCAAACAUCUCGCGUCUCCUAACUAUGUUGUGUACACCUAUGCUGCAAUCGCUGUGGAACGAGCACUCUUCUUGAGUGACGCCCAGGGCCAGCCUGUCAUCCCGCCUGCAGACAUAACUCCUUUGUCCAAGGAACUUCUGGAGCACAUUUUCCAGCUAAUCCAAAGCAACCCGGCUCCUGAAAAGGUGCAAGAAAAUGAGUUCCUCAUGCGAUGUGUGAUGCGGGUGCUGGUUGUCAUUCGAGAGGGCGUUGUGCCCUUCACGGAUGUCGUUCUGGCCAGACUCAUUAGCAUCACCGACAUCAUCCGCACAAACCCCAGCAACCCCAAGUUUUACUACUACCACUUUGAGGCCAUGGGUGCUUUCAUUCGAUUUGCGGCUCCCGCGAACCCUGACAAGCUUGAACAAGCACUUUACGCACCAUUCGCUGGUAUUCUGCAGAAUGAUGUUCAAGAGUUCAUGCCUUACGUCUUCCAACUUUUUGCCGCCCUGCUAGAAGCCAACCCUUCUGCGAAUUUGCCCACCUACUACCAGGAGUUGAUCGCUCCAAUCUUGAUGCCGGUGAUGUGGGAAUCUCGGGGCAAUAUUCCUGCCCUCGUUCGCCUUCUUUCGUCGAUCAUUCCUCGUGGUUCCCAGUAUAUCAUCGAGCACGGCCAGGUUGAGCCUAUCCUGGGCAUUUUCCAGAAAUUGCUGUCUACCAAAACGAAUGAAGGAUAUGGCUUUGAUUUGCUGGAGGCUGUGGUCGCGACCUUCCCACCCACCGUCAUGCAGCCAUACUUCAUUCAAAUCAUGCAAAUCAUUCUCCAACGCCUUCAGAAUUCGAAGACGGAGAACCUAUCAAUUCGUUUUGUGCGCUUCUAUCACUUUGUGACCGCACAUGACGAAAAGGGCUACAGCCCAGAUACAAUCCAGCAGAUCUGCGAGAAGAUUCAAGCAGAUCUUUUCAAGGGCGUCUACCUCGGACUUGUCCUCGCUGACACUCAGAAGCUGGCGCGUCCACUGGAUCGCAAGACAGCCGUCAUUUCAUUGACCAAGACCCUGGCCAACUCUGAAGCGUUCGCGACCAAGUAUAUCAAGGGUUGGUCGUUCACUUGCAACACUCUCCUGAAGCUUCUGGAGAUGCCUCCCGAGGUUGUCCACAAGGAUGAUAUUAUUGAGAUUGAUGCCGAGGAGAUGUCGUUUGGUGUUGGCUUCACUCCACUCAACACUAUUCGCAUGCAGCCCAGGGACCCGUGGCCCGAAACAGGAAUCGACCUGAAGGCCUGGGUCGGAUCUUAUCUGAAGGAAGCUGACAAGAAGAACGGCGGUCGGGUGUCGCAGUUUGCACAGGAGCGUCUUGACGAUCAAGCCAAGGCAGUCCUUGGCAGCUACAUCUCCUGA